Molecule: messenger RNA, 1761 nt
Organism: Peronospora belbahrii
Lineage: Eukaryota; Oomycota; Peronosporomycetes; Peronosporales; Peronosporaceae
Source: the annotation of a GenBank genome assembly
AUGAUGCGCCUUAGUGUGGAUGCAGUAAGGCCACAUUACAAUGAUAAACCAUGUCGAAGUGGUCAGUCCUGGACUUUCUGGAGACUUGGGGUUGUUGCUAUUCUUGGCGCUUUACUCGUGAUAACACAAAGUACCAACUACACGCAUCACUUUCAUGCACACGUGGCCAAGCACUCUAUUCUUCGCAACUUGCAAGCACAACCAGCACUUCGUUUUACUUUUGAACUCAAGCGUAAAGCUAUGUACGUUCAUGGUGCUUCGACGUUUGAUGUUGUGGCAACUCCUGUAUCAUCCAAUCGCCAAGAUGAUGAUAGAAGUAUGGCGUACAACGGAAUCGCAUCAUUUGAGGAGGAUGGAGACGUGCACGAGUAUUCUCUCGUGGAUGGCACAACGUACUAUACACGACGUCGAAGUACCCAAUCAGUGUUAAAGGCUGAAGCAGGAUGUCUUCCUUCAGGCUCUGUCCCGCCUAUUGAGAGUGUUUUGAAUGCCAUUGAGACCGCUGCGACCGCAACCUACUCUGAUUCCUUGAACGAUCUAUGCCCAUACGGAUCCGUCAUGGUGUUUCAAUUUGCUGGUGAGGAUUUUGUGUUGUGCUCGCGUCAAUCGCGUUGGUCGUGGUUUCAAGAAGACAACGGCUUCCAGAUUCUUGGCAAACACCUGAACAUUCGUAUCAAGUAUGAGCAGUCUGUGCCAAUCAUUGUAGCUCCGCAUGUAUCAACAGAGGAAUUGAUUUCAUGCGGAAAGGUACAGUUUGGUGAUCGUAUUACCCCGUCACUAACGUCGUUGCUAACUCGGUCGUUUUUUGAGUGGAGUCACCGUUCUCUUCGCGCUGAGAUAGCUGAAUUUGCCUUUUUCGACAAAGCUUUCGACAAAAUUUUGGAUAUUGUCACGGAUGAUGAUUGUCGCUGCAAGGGUGCUCCGCGACCGUGUGUGUUUGUUGCUGGUUUGAGCUCGGACGUCGACCUCGGUUUGACCGAUAAUGACCCACAAUGUUACUUUGGAGAAAAUAUUAAGGAACACACGCCGUGCUGCUCAAGCAGAAAGUAUCUUACAUUGGCUACGAAGCAGAAUAAAUGGUAUGACCCUGCAUUUCAGCAACAUACGAUUGAUUUACUGUUAAACGUGAGCAGUACGAGCGAUUCCCGUCAGCGAAUUGUCAAGGAUACGAUUAUUAUCGGUCACUCGAUGGCGAACCUUCUCCUUGCUGGAGCUAUUGCGGAUGGAGCAGUUACGCUUGAUGCUUCUACAUCUUGGAUAGCAGCAAGCGCUCCCAUGAUGGGCAGCAUGGGCUCAAAUUUUAUUCAGGAUAUGUGUAAUGGAGGGGAAAAUGAGCUUGUGGACAGCAUAAUUGACUUGCUUGGAAAAUGUCCAGUAAAAAUUGGUGAGUUAUCACUUGCCUAUCAAGACUCUAACUUCUCGUCCCCAUUGUUAGACAAAGCGUACAAGGCUGCACAAGCUGCUUAUGCUGCGAAUGUGGAUGCUGUUAUUUGUAGCAAGAGUUUUACGGGCCUAGUAACUGUGAGAGCAGCAGUUUAUGCUCUUGCAGGUGCAGUCAUUCCACAUCAUUCGAGACUGAAUGAUGGCAUUGUGGAAUAUUCAAGUUGUACAAUGGGUUUACCGCUUGAAUCCUUUAGUGCAUCAUUUAAAAGUUCACGGUAUAUCACGGAACUUAAUCACGUUGAUACAUCCUUUCGGAAUGGGGAUGGGCUUUUUAGUGAUGCAAAAAAACCCUUAAGAUGGCUUGAAUGUCUAUUGUAG